This is a messenger RNA of Paramecium octaurelia, 1470 nucleotides long. The record is from the annotation of a GenBank genome assembly. NCBI's taxonomy places the organism in Eukaryota, Ciliophora, Oligohymenophorea, Peniculida, Parameciidae.
AUGACACAGUUGCCCAAACUUAUCCAAGAAACCUCAUUAUUUGAAUGCAGAGGUAACCCAUAAAUAAAUAUGAAGAGUUAAAGUAACAGUAACCAGAUAAUAUUAUUUAUGAUAAAACCAUGAAAAGUAUAAAAGUACAUUAAUCUAGAGGUUUCGUUUUGAAAGUCGGUCCUACCAAUCCGUAUACGUAUGUCAAUUCUUAAGAAUUAAAUGUCAAGGGUUCCAAUUUAUACGUGCAAAUAUAUGUGAUUGAAAAAUUAAAAUUUAUCCUUGAACUUUCUUUUAAAGAUGAAGUAUAGAUUUCUAUAAUUAAUGCAGUCUUACAAAAUAAUUGUAGGUCCAAAUUUUCAAUAAACAUAUUCAAAAAACAAAAACGAAGUUAAAAUAUCAAGUGCAUUCAUAUUAACAAAGAAAUGGAUCAGUUUAGGAUUUGACGUUGAUAGUUUUUUCAAAGCUGGAGAAUUGUAAGUAAAGAUGCUAAGUAUUCAAUCCUUAGGUAGAUUGAAAAGAAUUUAUGAAUCUAAUAUUGUUAGCAAAAUAAAGUAAUAAUAAUGUAUAACAAAGUGAUGGUUAAUGUCUGAUUCAGAAAAUAUGUGAAAAAAGAAUUUUGGAACUAUUACCAAUGAGUAUUAGAGCAUAAUCUGAAAAGUUAGAAAUUAGAAAAUAAUAACUAACUAAUCAACAACGACGAUUAUCCACUAUUUCUAAUUCUUAAGAAAGGAAUCUCGAAAGUUCAUCAGAUAAAAAAUCCUUCUAGACAAAAUAACUUAACUUUAACAUCUAAUAGCAAACUAAAUUAAGCAAUCUAAAUGCAUUAAAGGUCAAGUCCUCUUCAUAACUCUUAUUAAAUAAUUGUCCCAAGAAUGUUUAUUAGAGAAAACAAUCUAAUAAACAACAGGAUUGCAAAUUAUUGAAGAAGUCAACUCCACAAAACCUCCUAUACCUUCAAAAUGUAAUACGAGCAAACUAAGUACACAAUUCUAGUUAUAGAAAAAAGCUGUAUAAAGUUUUCUUAGACAUAAUUAAGAGUCUUAAAAUGGAAGUAAUUGUAUCAAUGACCCUUGCGAUGAAGCAAAAAUAGAUAAUGAUUAAAAACAUAAAUAAUCUCAAAUCAGCUCUGGAGUUAAGGACUUGUAUUAUGAGUGUGAAAAUUCUGAAUAUUAAACCAAAUAUGGGAAGUUUUCAAACACUUUUACUCGUCCAUUGGGAUUAUCAUCCUACAAUCAUAGGUUGGUUUCUCGAUAGUCUACUAAUUAGAACUAAGGAAGUACUAACGAAUAUUUUUAUUUAAGCAGCUAAUAAAUUGAAUAAAAUUAAAGUGUUAAUUAAACAGCAAAUGAAAUUGAAGAGUAAAUAGAGGCUCCAGAAUUAAAAAGUAAAAUGACAGAAGAAAGUUUCAAUUCUAUAAAUGGCUUACAAAUUAAGUAAGAAGAUAGUUAAGAAGAACUUGCAGUUUCAAAAUUCGAAUGA